AUGCCAUCCGACGGUCUACGUCUUGGUUUCAUCAUCGCCCACACCAUCUAUAUAAUAAUCAACACCGUCAUCUCCUCAGUCGUCGCCGGCUCCCUCACCUUAUUCAUCCCCCACAUCAUCUCCGCCGUGAUCUGGGCCACGUACAUCCCUGCCGCCUUCAUAUUGCCCAUUAUCCGCCGAAGGACCAACGUCAGGACAGUGUUCGACAGGGCUUGGGGAGAGAUGUGGUACAUUGGCGCCCAGCUGUUCCUCUGGCUUGUGAGUAUGGGUCUAUCCAUCGCCCAACGUACUAGCUCCACCUGUGAGCGCCCUUAUCCUACCUACCCCGUUGAAUCAAUCUGGUUACAAUGGGGUGGUAUCAUCUGGGACACGGAUCGCUUCUGCCGGACCAUGGUCGCCAUGGCAGUUGAGAGUGGUAUCCAAUCUCUGCUUUUGAUAGUGUGGAUGGUGUUACUGGUGAAUAUUGUCAGUAAGGCGAAGAGAGAAGUGAGGGGAGGGUGGAAGGUCGGCGUGGCCGAGCUGUUGAGGGAUGACAAAGAGGCCAAGGGGUACAAUCUUGAGAGAGAUAUCAGCCAUGUGUAG
This is a messenger RNA of Cryptococcus wingfieldii CBS 7118, 582 nucleotides long. RefSeq lists its product as hypothetical. The record is from RefSeq and is a predicted model, not a curated record. The transcript is spliced from 3 exons. NCBI's taxonomy places the organism in Eukaryota, Fungi, Basidiomycota, Tremellomycetes, Tremellales, Cryptococcaceae. The coding region runs from base 1 to 582 and encodes 193 amino acids.